Messenger RNA from Symbiodinium sp. CCMP2592, 155 nucleotides. Lineage: Eukaryota; Dinophyceae; Suessiales; Symbiodiniaceae. The record is from the annotation of a GenBank genome assembly.
AUGGUGUCUGGCUACAUGAUUUCCGUAAUUGAUCACAUCAAGAGCAUGCAUUUGAUUUUCCCGGCGGAUGUCGAGGCGCUCUACCUUGAUCAUCUGCACGAAGUGAAGAGGCAAACCAGCUGGGCAUUCGUAGUUGGUUUCUUCUUCCCGCUGUU